CCAUUGACUUUUGUUCCAGCUUUACAGUUCACAUGCAACUUUCUGCUGAGCGCGUUUUUUUUUGUUAUAAAAAUCUAAAAUACAAGAAUUAGAUUUAGCGAACUGGCUCCUAGUGUUUAACCAAGUACACCUUUAGUUAGCAUUACGGUUACUUUCCCGUGGCGAAGGAAUAAUUGCAAAACCAUUAGCUCUCGACAAAAGUUGUGCGAAGCAAAAAGAGAAGUUCGCGAGAAGAAGACGCCUGUGAGCGUGACGAAGAGAGCCGAGCGAGAGAGUGAAGAAUAUCGAAUCGAACGGAACAGGGCCUCGAAAGAGAACGUGAAGGAAACGGAUCGAAAAAUCGCAGACUUUGACAACCGAAGAAAAACCCACAUUCAAGACACAAAAUUCCGGUUGCCUGAGGGGCAAAUGUCAAAUUGCGGCGCAUAAAUUACAUUAAUUUAAAGCUCCCCGCACAAGGCUCAUCCAAAUUUUCACACAUAGGCAGCAGUUGUCGCAACAGAAAAAAGGAUUCAGCACACGAUGUUCGCUGGAGCAUAUGCACCCAACGCUGGGGGCGUUCAGCAGCACACUGGCGGCGGUUACUAUGGCAAUGGUGCCGCAGCAGGCGCUGGCGGUAGCGGCAACGGGGCCCCACGCCACGAGCGUCAAUACUAUCCGCGCGGCAAUUUCGGCGGUGCCGCCGGGGGAGCUGGCAUCAAUGGAGCAGCCACUGCGGCUGGAAGCAUGCACUUUGGUCAGCCCUAUGGCGUGAUGACCUAUGGCAUCCAGAAUGGUCUGGGAAUGGGAGCCGCCGGUUCUGGUGGCGGCAAUCCGUAUCGCCAGCAAAACGGUGUUGCAUUCGCCGGUAAUGGACUUGGAGGAGGCGCCGGUGGCGGAUCCGGAGGAUCUGGCGGAUAUGGAGGACAGCGUGGCAAAAAUCCAACCUACGCACAGCGUUAUCAGAAGCCGAACAACGGCGCCGGAGUUGCUGGUGGCUACCAAAGCAAUAACUACAAUGCUGCCGCCUUAGGCAUGCUUUCCAAAGAGGAGCGCGCCGAGAUCCAACGUGAAAAGGCCAAAAAUCCCGGCCGAAAUUUAGUGAAACCCAAGUGGGAGAACCUCGAGCCCUUCCUCAAAGAUUUCUACAACAUUCAUCCGAAUACACUGGCCAAAUCAGAGCAGCAGGUGGCCGAGAUCCGGCGCGAACUGGAAAUCACCGUGUCUGGCAAUGAACUACCACACCCGGUGGUCAGUUUCGAGGAGAGCUCGCUGCCCGCUCACGUCAUUGAAGAGAUGAAGCGCCAGGGAUUCACCAAGCCCACUGCUAUCCAAUCGCAGGGUUGGCCCAUUGCCUUAAGUGGCCGCGAUUUGGUGGGCAUUGCCCAGACCGGUUCAGGCAAGACGCUGGCAUACAUGCUGCCUGCCAUCGUGCACAUUGGCAAUCAGCCGCCAAUAAUUCGCGGCGAAGGACCCAUUGCUCUAGUGUUGGCCCCCACCCGGGAGCUGGCCCAGCAGAUCCAAUCUGUCGUGCGAGACUAUGGACAUCUGUGCAAGCCAGAGAUUCGUCACACUUGCAUCUUUGGCGGCUCAUCGAAGGUGCCGCAGGCACGCGAUCUUGACCGCGGCGUCGAGGUGAUCAUCGCCACACCAGGACGUCUGAUUGAUUUCCUUGAGAAUCGCAACACUAACUUGCAGAGAUGCACUUAUCUGGUGCUGGACGAAGCCGACCGCAUGCUGGACAUGGGUUUCGAGCCGCAGAUCCGUAAGAUCAUUGAACAGAUUCGUCCCGACCGUCAGGUGGUCAUGUGGUCCGCAACCUGGCCAAAGGAGGUGCAGGCCCUAGCCGGAGACUUUUUAAACGAUUAUAUCCAAAUCAACAUUGGUUCGAUGAACCUAUCGGCUAACCACAACAUUCGCCAGAUUGUCGAGAUCUGUACAGAAAUAGAGAAGCCGCAGCGCUUAGUAUGCUUGCUCAAUGAGAUUUCUCCCAUCAAGAAUUCGGGAAACAAUGGGAACAAAAUUAUCGUCUUUGUGGAGACCAAGAUCAAGGUGGAGGACAUCUUGCAGAUCAUUCGAGCCGAGGGUUACAACGCCACCUCAAUUCACGGCGACAAGACCCAGAAUGAGCGUGAUUCAGUGCUAAAGGAUUUCCGUAACGGCAAGUCCAACAUUCUGAUUGCCACCGAUGUGGCUUCGCGCGGCCUCGAUGUCGAGGAUCUGCAGUACGUAAUUAACUAUGAUUACCCGAACUCCUCGGAGAACUACGUGCACCGUAUCGGGCGCACUGGUCGCUGCCAGCAGCUGGGAACUGCCUACACAUUUUUCACGCCUGACAAUGCCAAGCAGGCCCGUGAACUGAUCUCUGUGCUCGAGGAGGCUGGCCAGACGCCGUCGCAGGCUCUUUUGGAUCUUGCUCGUUCGAUGCCCAGCUCGGGCGGCUAUCGCGGCAACAAGCGCUGGAACAACAACAGCGGCGGGGAUCGCAACACUGGCGGUAACAACGGCAUCUAUCAGCAGCGCAACAACAAUCCGCUGAAUUACCAGGCCGGUAACAACUAUAACAACAAUCGCAGCGGCCCCCCAACUGGCAGUAGCUACCAGCAGUAUGCCGCUGGCGGCAAUACCUAUCUGCAGAAUGGUGCUGGUGGUGGCGUUAAUUGGAAUCGCAUGAACCAGAUGGGACAGGAUGGAGGAGCCGGACAACAGCAGCGAAACGGCAACACCUAUCGCCCGAGGGCUCCGUUCAACAAUGGCGGACCACGCGCCAUUAUGGGCCAUCAGGGUGGCGGCGUCGGAGCUGGUGGAGCAGCCGGCGUAGGCGGUGGCCCACAGCAGCUCAUGGCACCCCAGCAGGGCGGACAGUAUAUGCCACAAGCAUACCGCGGACGUAGCCAGUUUGUGCCGCAGGGAGCUGGUGCCGGUGGCAUGCCGCCACGAUUCCAGCAGUAUCCCAAGCGGGAGUACCAGCAACAAGGAGUAACCCACUACGGUCAGCAGGCUUUGCAGCAUCAGCAACAACAGCAGCAGGCUGGCCAACAGACCAAGCCGCCCAAGGACGAAAGCAACAAGUAUGUUCCGUCGGCUGCGGUGACCAGCUCGCUGGUCCAAUACACGCCAGCCAAUUCGCCAACGAUUGCGGCCGUAGCUGCUGCCGCUGCAGCAGCCGCCGGACGAGCUGCAGCUGCAGCUGUGGCUCCGGCUCCCGGUGCCGCCUAUAUGUACGAUGCGGCCGGUGUUCUCACUACCGCCGCUGCGCCGGGCACCAAUCCAUAUGCCAACCAGUUCAGCAUGCCGGCCACCUACUAUGCCGCCCAACAUCACCAGUUCGCCCAAGCCGUGGCAGGACCCGGACCAGCACCCGGCCAGGCCAUCGAGUAGGCGGGACAACAAUACGCUAACGCGCUCAUGGGACGAAAUGGAAGUGGAUCGUGGAAAGCUACAACAACAAAAACAACAAGAACAGCAGCAGCAGCUUUAAUAAAAUCAACCACAUUGCAAGCAACAACAACUCAAACAACUAUAACAACACCAACGACAUGGACAAAUGAAUCAACAGUUAUCCACAUAACACAUAUAAAAUCCAAAUGCAUAUGAUGAUAAAUGAACGAAUGGAUAUAAUUUUGCCAACAUAACAGAGCAUAGCAGCUCUUUAACUUUUGACCAAAAUCGUUGCCUUUUUGUUUCUAUAUUUAUUCACACCUCACUACUAAUAUUAGUAGAACAUUUGUGUUCUCUUUCGCUUAUUUAAGCAUUCGCAAUUUUUUGUUUGCGAUAUUGACAACUAACCUUAAAUUCGUUAAUGUUCUCUGGACAAACUGCCGUUAACCAUCAAUAACAAGGGCCAACGCACGAACAUCGCCUUCGAAACCCUUUUAUGUUUUCCAAACACAAGGUAAACCGAAUCAAAACUCAAGAAAAUCCAAAAAGGGAACGAUUUUUGUAGUUUUUAAGCUCUUUCACACACAAAUCACACACACACACACCCCGACAGUUGCAUGUUCUUCGAAUGUUUAAAAAGAAUUGGGUAGAUUAUGUUACCAAUGUUAUGUUAUAUUUUUUCUUAGUAUAGCCAUUUGGUAUAUGUUAUACUAAGAAAAAAAAAAUGAUCCAGGGACAGACACUGUUAAUUAAUUGAUUUUCGAAAAUUCAUGUGUAUCAAUCUUUACACAAAGCUAAGAACACAAGCACGCAACCAAAAAACACGAAAAUAUUGUAUUCGAAAAUUGUCAAAAACAAUGAAAGGCAUUGAAAGAAAAACCCUUUUCGCUAACUUGGUUGGUAUGAAAGGACGGUUUGCUUAUAAUAACACAUAUUUAAAUACAUUUUUAAUUAUUUAAAUAUAUAUAUAUAUAUAUAUUUAGAUAUAUAUAUUUAUAUAUAUUUUUUUUUCCGAGAAAAUUUUGCAGCAAACAAUUACAACAAAGGGAAAACUAACAAAAUUCUACACAAAUUCCUUUUAAGAAAACGCAGCUAACGGUUGAGAUAUUUGUAUAAUGUACAACACACAUGUUUUGGCCGAAUCCAAAAUAAGAGAAAAGGGAAAUGGGCAGCGCUGCUUUGGUAGGAAGUAUGUUAAAUUAAAACUAACAAAACUAAAACAAGUUACAAUCGGUAAUAAUAAAACGAUUAUAAAGCAAUGGGAGAACACGUACACAGCCACAUAGAACCCCCACAAGCACACGCACGCACACACACAUUGACACUCAACACACACACACAACGAACAUCACAAUGACAAGCAAAUUUACAGUUAUCAUUUAAUUUCCCAUUUUGAUACAUAUACGUGUGUAUUCUAUAUAUGCUAUAUAUAUAUUUACAUCUAUAUGUAGAUUCGAGCUUGAUUUUCAAUGGAGAUUAAAACAAAAACUCAUUUUGUUGAAGAUUUAUAGAAUUCGAUAAUAAUCCCCUAACACAAAAAUUCGCAUAAAUUAACGAGGUUUUUUCAAAAGUUCUAUGCAAAUACUUGAAAAAAAUUCAAUUACAAUUUUCAAUUAUUCAAAGACCAAAGAACAGAAGCAGAUGAAAAUAAGAAGAAAGAAAGCGAAGAAAAAAGAAAAGACGCCACAUUCAUCCAUAAAAACAAUUAAAGCGAACACGAAACAAGAGGAAAAGAAGGAGGAACACAAAACAAGGUUAGAAGAUCAAAUAAUGCCAAGCAAUGCCACACGAAAAUAAUGAUAAUAAUAAUACAGCAAACAUAAUGCAUACUUCUGACUAUUCCAAAAGCUCUUUUUUUAUUUCCCCAUAUCUUAUUAAUUGAUUUGAAAAUCAUUUUGAUUUGCAUUAUUAAUUUCUCUCUCUUCCGAAUACUUUUGGCCAGAGUUCAGGACGAGUAAAUUAGUAGUAGUAACAUUAAUUGGCAGCUCCAGUCAUAUAGUUAGCAGUAAUAUAUCCAUAUAUCGUCUGUUCAAGCAGUUGUCCAUGUUGUUGCAAGCAGUGCGUUAUCCUCGCCACGGGAAAGCAGUACAAAAAUCCGAAGAAUUUUGGGAAAACGUAACGGACACAAGGGAAUAUUCUACAGUGGAAUUGUAUGAGAACAAGAACACAAGGAAAAUAUAUGAAAAGUCAUGUAGAUUAUAUUAGAAAUAUAUUUGUUAGCCGAUCGGGGGGUGUGAAAGAAACAUUUUUGUUAAUUUUUUUUGUAUAAGUUCUCUACGUAUACGGUUUCUUUUUAGCAAAUAAAUAAAAAUCGGGGAAAACAAACGGAAAUAUUUAUAUAUGUAGGGUAUAUCGUCAACACAAGGAUCUCUUUUUAAAGCAAACGAACGGAAGACUCGAAUUCUUCUAUAUAGACCUAUAAUUCAUAGAGAAGCUCGCUUUUAUUUCAUUUCAUAUUGGUAGAUUUCUCAUACAUUUUGAAAAUCAUUGGAGACGGGAUUCGAAAACUACAACUAAAAAAUGUUUUUUUUUUUAUCUACUCAAGGGGUAUACACAAAGUUACCAGUGAAUUAACGUAUUUAUUUUUAUAAUUGCAUACUUCGUAAUUAUGAUUUUGAUGCAACCGAAUUGUGAUGAUGUGAUAGACUUAUAUAAACAAACGAAAAUACAAAAAUACUAAUUAAUAACCAAUUUAAAUGAAGUAAUCGCAGUGCCCCCAAAAAGGCCAGGCCAAAAACACUGAAACUGAAGCAGAGGCAGCUGAAACUGAAGCUGAAUCUGAAUCGAAAUCAGUAUCUGAAUCAGAAGAGGAAUAUGAAUAUAUGUUAUGUAUUUGUAUUAUUGUCGUUGUCGUUGUCGCUCAUAGACAAUGUCUGAUGGCUAAAAUAUAAUGUAUUAUGGAUGACUUGAGGCAUACAUUCUUUUUUUGAAGAAAUAAAACUAUAGAACGCGAUAUUUGUAUUGUAUUUAUCUAUAAGUUGUUGUGUACACACUGCGAAAAACAAACAAACCAAACAACAAACUAAAAAAAAAAAAGCAAAAAAACAACAUUGAAACACACAAAAUCAAAUGAAAACAAAAAGGAAAAAACGAGAAAAAAAAGAGCAAAAGAAGUUGAAACUGAUAAAAUUUAAGAGUAACUGAAACCGAAAGCCCCCAAAAACUGAGGGAGGAAAGCGGAGAAUUUGUUGUUCCCUUCGCACUUUUGAGGCAAGUCCUUCGUUUAAGUCCUUAUCGAUCGCUCUAUCUCAGUCUUCAUCCCUAUCUCUCUCAGCCCCCCGUCCCGCCCCCAUAUACGAUAUAUUUCUCGCUCGCAGUCUCUUCUUAAAACGAUAGAUUUAAAACGAUAGAAAUUCGCAUAUACAUAUAUUUUUGAAAGUAUAGAAUUGCAACUUUUGAAAAAAUGCAACCAAAAAUAAAGACGAAAGACUAAAGCCAAAAACAAAAUGAAUUCAAUUGUUUGAAGCAAGAACAAGAGAAUAACGGAGAAAGUGAAACGAAGUGCCGUUAUUUCGAUAGUUUGUAUAGUUGUUUAAUACUUAUUUUCUGUUUCGUUUACUUAGAGAACUAAAAAUCGUUUACACACACACACAGAUACGCGUUUAUGAUGUAGUUUACGUUUUUGCGUUUGUUUUACUUUGUAAUUUGUUUUGUCUUAAGCUUUAUCAUUGGUUAACCAAAAUAUGUAUGUAUAUACAUGUAUCAAUGUCGAUAAAGUCGAUAAAGUGAAUGCAUUUACCGUUACAGUGCGAUACGCACAAGUGCCAAAAAUGCAGCAAAAACACCCGCACACACCCACGCACUCGGACACACACAAACAAACACACACACUCACACGACAAACAAUUAAACAAAGACACAUCUGUACACGCCAACACCCACCCACACAGACACACAAGUUUCUUAUAGAUGAUACAAACACAAGCGAACACAUUACAUGUACAUGUGUACAUGCACGCAAGACCUGCAAAACAAGCAUACUUUUAAGCGCCAAAGUUAGGAGCGGCUUUUGAGGGUUCUGAAAACAAAAUAUGGAAACCAUUAAACACUAGAAUCGUGGGGCAAAUAACAUUUAGCUGCUGCAUGUAAGCUAAAGUUGCCACCGGCAAACGGAACUAACUUUAAAAUAAUAAAAAUAAUGCAAGUUGAAACCAAAACCCAUUGUGAUAACAGCUGCGUAAACGAAACACGUUAGAACCUUACUUGUACGUAUUUCGAUUGGAAUUCGAUGAAACGGGGAUCCCCCACUAAGUCCUAAAUAAUAUAAAUUCAAUCAAAAGCAAGCAAGCCAACAAUUUAUCCAAACUAGUUUUUAAAUGAAUACAAAACUCAUCCAGCCGCACAUACACACGUAUUUUUUACUGAUUUGAAAAGAAGGGAGAACUUUUCUUGAUUUUCAUUUGUUGUGUUGACCAAUGCUAAUUUUUAGCGAAAAAAUUGAGAAGAAAAAAUACACAUACCAGGAAACACAAAUGCAAAUUCUUAGCCAUUUCGAAGGAGCGUGCAUUUAGAACAUUGCAUCGACUAAUAUUUACACUUGCAUAUAUUGAAAGCAUUUGAAUAAAUUCUAAAUAUUACUAUAGAUCACUAACACAAAAAAAAAAUGCAUACAAUGUUGAUGCAAAUCAAUAAAAAACGAGAAGCCAAGCAAACGCGUUUGAAUCAAUGUUUGCAGCUUAAGCUAAGUUAGCACACACAAUAUUAUAUUAAUUAUAACGAAACGAUAUAGGUAUGCAGUAUAAUGCAUAUAUUUAUAAUGCACCGCCUCCCCUUUCUCCCCGCGCAAACACACAAGAAAAUUGCGAUGGAGAGGGGGCGAAAACUAAAUUGUAAUCGAUUUACCUAUCUUAUACUAGGCUAUACAAACCGAACCCAUUAAACAUAACCAAAAUCCAAAAGGUUAAACACGAAAACGUAAGGAAAACGCAUAAAUAUGAAAAAUGUAACGGAAAUCUUUACAAGAAGCGAAAUAGGUGUCUUCUAUAUAAUAAAUAAACGCCAACAG
Molecule: messenger RNA, 8365 nt
Organism: Drosophila melanogaster (fruit fly)
Lineage: Eukaryota; Metazoa; Arthropoda; Insecta; Diptera; Drosophilidae
Gene: mahe
Product: maheshvara
Exons: 4
Coding region: 523-3360 (945 amino acids)
Biological process (GO): regulatory ncRNA-mediated gene silencing
Molecular function (GO): ATP binding; hydrolase activity; nucleotide binding
Source: RefSeq, marked reviewed